Molecule: messenger RNA, 2751 nt
Organism: Saxophila tyrrhenica
Lineage: Eukaryota; Fungi; Ascomycota; Dothideomycetes; Mycosphaerellales; Extremaceae
Gene: PSY2
Product: Platinum sensitivity protein
Exons: 2
Coding region: 1-2751 (916 amino acids)
Biological process (GO): protein dephosphorylation; DNA damage response
Cellular component (GO): nucleoplasm; protein phosphatase 4 complex
Molecular function (GO): protein phosphatase activator activity
Source: RefSeq, a predicted model, not a curated record
AUGGCGAACGCGGCGCAGACGGCGUCAUCCAACGUCGCCGCAGCCGCGGCGAACCAAGACCGCAAGCGCGUCAAGGUCUACGAGCUGAAGAAUAACGACUGGUACGAUCGCGGGACGGGGUUUUGCACGGGACAGUACUUCGUCCCGCCCGACCACCCUUCUGAGCCGCUGGACGCGCGGAUCACGGUGGUGAGCGAAGAGGAUGUGGCGCGGACGUUGCUGGAGACGCGGAUCACGAAGGAUGAUGGGUAUCAGAAACAGCAGGAUACGCUGAUAGUAUGGACGGAGAGCUCGGGGACGGAUAUGGCGUUGAGCUUCCAAGAGGCGGAGGGCUGCGCGCAUAUCUGGGAGUUCGUGAGCGAGGUGCAGACGCAUCUUGCUGCGGCAGCGCCGGGGGACGACCUCUCGGACGAUCUGCUGGAUACCGUCAGUCAUAUCGUGCUGCCGGAGCCGCAGCUGGGGCAUCUGGAGGACGUGGAAAUUGCGCUGCGGCAGAUUACGAGUACGCCGAACGGACGGGAUGGGCUGGGGAAGCAUAUCAUGGCGCAAGGGUAUAUCUUGAAGCUGGCGCCGUUGGUGGAGUUGGCGGAGCAGCAGGAGUCGACGCCGGAUUUGCAUAGGCUGUGCACGAUUAUGAAGCAUUUGAUUUUGCUCAACGACACUGGCAUUAUUGAGCACUGCGUCACGGACGAAGUGGUCAUGGGUGUCGUGGGCGCUCUGGAGUAUGACCCCGAUUUCCCUUCACAUCGCGCGAAUCAUCGCCAAUGGCUCUCCGACACGUCUCGCUUCAAGGAAGUGGUACCGAUUGAAAGCCAACUCAUCAGAUCCAAGAUCCAUUGGACAUAUCGACUACUCUACCUGAAAGACGUGGUCUUGGCACGAAUACUGGACGACCCGACAUUUUCCGUUCUGAACAGCCUGAUCUUCUACCACCAGGUUGAUAUUGUCAACCAUUUGCAGGGAAGGGAAGAGUGGCUAAGGUCGCUAUUCGAAAUCUUCGCCGCAGCAGACGAAGAGCGGGCUGAGAAGAAAAAGGAAGCGGUGCUUUUCAUCCAGAACUGCUGCGCUGUGAGCAAGAACAUUCAGGCCCAAGCACGGGCACAGCUUUAUUUGAACUUCAUCCACCAUGGCCUUUUUACAGUCAUUACGUUCGCACUACGACAUCACGACGCUGCGGUUCGAGUGGCUGGGACAGACAUUCUGGUCGCGCUGAUUGACCACGACCCGCACAUGGUCCGCAGCCAUAUUUCGAACGCCAUCAGAGCGAAGCAGGUUCCGCUGACAGACACGCUCAUCGAGCUGUUACUGGUGGAAAUCGAUCUUGGUGUUAAGAGUCAAAUGGCAGAUGCGAUUAAGAUCCUCCUCGACCCUGUGACAAGUCAGAUGGGCAUGGACAUGUCGAACCGUCCGAAUGGUGCUAACCAAGACAUCAUGGCGAAACGAGGUCCGGGCGGGCCUGGUCCUCAAGCGGAUCACCAACAUGCGUACAAUCCUGCAUCGAACGACUUCAUUGACGACUUCUACGAGACAUCUGCAAAACGACUGUUCGCGCCACUGAAAGCGCUGGAGGGCCGAACGGACAUGAGGACUUUGUCGAUCCACGAGACUUCGUUGUACACCCAUUUGGUGGACAUUCUCUGCUUCUUCGUCCGACAGCAUGCUCACCGUACCAUGGAGUUCAUAUUUUUGGAGAACCUGCAUUCGCGAGUGGCUCAGCUACUGGCGUGUCCCCAGAAGUACAUGAAGCUCAUGGCACUUAAGUGGUUCAGGACCGUCGUUGGGCUGCAGAAUCAAUACCAUGACCGACACAUGAUGCAGAGAAACCUCUUCGAACCCAUACUAGCCAUCGUAGAAGAGACGAUGCCGCGCGACAAUCUGCUCAACUCCGCUUGCCUCGAGCUCUUCGAGUACAUCAAGCGAGAAAGCCUACGAAAUCUGAUCAUGCACCUCGUCCCCAACUACCGCGACCGCCUCAUGCGCAUCACCUACGUCAACACCUUCCAAGCCCUAGUGCUAAAGUACGACCAGCUAACCUCACCCUACCCCCAACUCACCAACGGCACCGACGACACCAGCUUCACGACCCAAGAAGGCACCCCACAACGCCUGGUCAACGGCCGGCAAAGCUACGCCGGUCUUCGGGGUUUGGACAGCGACGAAGAAGCCUACUUCAGCACCGACGACGACGAAGACGAGGGCGGCCUUCCCGCAUCCGUCCAACCCAGCUUAUCGAACGGCGCAAGCCCGCUACGCCCCCUGGUCAACUACCCCGACGACGACGAAGCAGACGACCCAAUGGACAUCCUCGCCUCCUCCCCCGAUCCGUUGAAAGACAAGAAAUCCAGCUCCGACCCCUCCACCGACCCGCUCGACUCCGGCCCUACGGACGAACCGAUGGACGACGACGACACCUCCCCCACUGGCCCUCUGCUCGUGGAAGACGACAGCCCGCGCGGCAGGAACAGAACCCCCGUCUCCGUCUCCGGCUCGCCGGGUUCGCAGCAGAGUCCUCCGGAGUCCAUGGCUGUGAAACGGAGGAGAGAAGAAGACGAUGAGGAUGAGUUAGGCAAGAUGAUGGGAGGUGUGAAACGACGUAAUUCUUCCGCUGCGUCCGCGGGUUCGAGUGUUGCGAGUCGGACGGGGCAGUUGAAUGUGCAGAGCUCGCCGCUGCAGUCUGAUGCUGGUGUGGGUGGGGAGGAGAAUGGGGGGCCGGUGUUGGAGGCGCAGAUGGGGGCGCAGAUGGGGUCGUAG